AUGUUCCUGAUCUCAUGGGGCUUGGUCAGGUUCCACGGUUUGCGUAGUCCUCUCUCGGAGGAGUUCUAUGCGAUAGUAUUGGACGAACUGGAUCCAGAGGAGACGGGACGGAUAUACUUGGAUGAUCUGCAGGAGCUCUACCAGGCUGUAUGGGAUGAGAGGCGGACAGGCGUGCUGAAUCCGGAUGCACCAUUGCCGACUAUUGGUGAUGAGGAAGAGGCUGCGGGGAGACGGGCCUUAGAGGCCCUAACUGCCGAGCUCCCUCCUCCUACACCUAUCACACACAGGCAUGUUGUGGAGGGGAGUAGUAGGAAAAGCAGUGGGGAAAUGGGGAAUGAGGUGGAGAGAGAACAUGGUGAGGAAGGAUUGGGGGUAGAAAAAGAGGAGGAAAUGGUGGUAGAGGAGGCAGUGAAGGGAACGGUCGUAAGGGAGGAAGAAAAGGGAAUUGUGGUAGAAGAGAAGGAGGCAGUAAUGGUAGUGAACAAUGGCAAUGAGUUGGUGUGUGAAGAGAUGAGAGAAGGACAAACUAUGGGAGAGCAGGGGGACGAGAAAGGUGAGAGGAAGUUGGAACCGGAGGAGGAGGAGGGCAUGACUGUAGUGGCUAGGGAGGAAGAGGUAGCUGUUGAGGAGCAGGGAGAGAUGAUAGUAGUAAUGGAUGGGGAGGUGCCGGUGUUGGAAGGGUUAGAGGAAGGUCGGCAGGAGGUCGCCCUUCCACAAGCAGAUGCUGAAUCAGCAUCUGCCGAGGAGGAGGCUAGUCCCAUUUAUGGGGAUGCAAUCAUACAAGAUGAUUCAUGCAAGAGCAA
This is a messenger RNA of Perkinsus marinus ATCC 50983, 803 nucleotides long. RefSeq lists its product as hypothetical. The record is from RefSeq and is a predicted model, not a curated record. The annotation marks the transcript as partial. The transcript has a single exon. Lineage: Eukaryota; Perkinsozoa; Perkinsida; Perkinsidae.